Messenger RNA from Mytilus californianus (California mussel), 5920 nucleotides. RefSeq names its product NHL repeat-containing protein 2-like. Gene Ontology annotation, molecular function: protein binding. The coding region runs from base 241 to 2325 and encodes 694 amino acids. The transcript has 11 exons. Lineage: Eukaryota; Metazoa; Mollusca; Bivalvia; Mytilida; Mytilidae. The record is from RefSeq and is a predicted model, not a curated record.
UGUAUUUCCGGGAAACAAAAAAUUGAGAGAGAAAAAACACUGCAUUGCCAUUGGGUCAUAGAAUCAAAAACGACUUUAAUUUGCUGCAUUUGGAUACGUUUUUUAGUCCUAAUUUAUAUGUGAAUACGACAAUUUAUAGGAAAAUCAACGUAACGAAACCUUCAAUGAAAAGGGGGAGGGUCAAUUAGAUCCAUAAAUGGCAUAAUGAAUUGAUCUUCAAAAAUUCACCAGGACAUAAACAUGGCUGAUUUGAUGGAAUUAUUGACAUUGUGUUCUGAACUUGAUGAAGAUCUGUCAAAUCUAAGCAGGGGAGAUAACCAAAGAAAGGAAAGAAUAAGAAAACACAUACAAACAAUAGAUACUAAAUUGAAAUAUCAGGUGCCAGAAUUUGAGAAAGAUUUACAGUGGCUAAAUAUUGCAUCGUCCUUGUCACUGUAUAAUAAUUUAAAAGGAAAUAUUGUAAUUUUGGACUUCUUUACCUACUGCUGUAUAAAUUGUGUUCAUGUUCUACCAGAUUUGGAGAAGGUAGAACAAAAAUAUUCGCUGAAUGAUGGGGUAGUUAUCAUUGGUGUUCAUUCUGCCAAAUUUGAAAAUGAAAAAGUGUCUGCCAACAUUCUGAGUGCCAUACUACGAUACAACAUUCACCAUCCGGUUGUAAAUGACCAUGAUGCAGUGCUUUGGAACAAACUUCAGAUCCAAUGCUGGCCAACGUUUGUUGUAGUUGGACCUGACGGCCAGUUCCUUCAAACAUUUGUUGGAGAAGGCCACAGAGAAAAUUUACUGGAGUUUAUAGAUGAAUCAUUGGCAUAUUUUAAAGACAAGAUAAAUCCUUGUGAUUUGAAAUUAUCUUUGGAGAAAGAAAAAAUAAAUGAGACUCCUCUUCAGUUUCCUGGGAAAGUAACCACUUCAAAUGAUGGUAAAAUUUUGGUAGUGUCAGAUACAGGCCACCAUAGAAUUUUAAUUUUGUCACCAUUAGGUGUUGUACAGCACUGUAUUGGGGGAACAGAUAGAGGUAAUGUAGGUGGUAGUUUUACAGAGGCCAGAUUUAACUCUCCACAAGGUGUAGCCAUCAAUGGAGAUAUUGUUUAUGUAGCUGACACAGAUAAUCACAUAAUUAGAGAGAUCAAUUUGACCUCUAAAACAGUAAGAACAUUAGCAGGAACUGGAGUUCAAGGUCAGGAUAAGGAGGGUGGUAAAUUUGGAACAAAUCAACAGUUAUCCUCACCAUGGGAUGUAGUUCUAGGAAAAUCCCCAGAAAGUGUUAAGGAAAAUGUGUUAUAUAUAGCUUUGGCUGGAACUCAUCAGAUCUGGGUCUACUUCUUGCAGGAUAGUGACUGGUUAAAAGGAAGUCACCACUCUGUAGGAACCUGUCUGAGAUUUUCUGGCAGUGGACAGGAGGAAAAUAGAAACAACAGCUACCCUACUAAAGCAGGAUUUGCUCAGCCAUCAGGUUUGGCUCUGUCACCAACACUUGGUUUAAUGUUUGUAGCAGACAGUGAGAGUUCUACUGUAAGAAAGGUGUCGCUGAAAGAUGGGGGUGUCAAAGCUUUGGUUGGAGGAGAGUUUGAUCCAAUGAAUUUAUUUGCAUAUGGAGACAAAGAUGGUAAAGGCUAUGACUGUAAACUGCAGCAUCCAUUAGGUGUUGCCAUAGUGACAGAAGAAAGCGGACCAUUGCUGGUUGCUGAUUCAUAUAAUCAUAAGAUAAAAUCUGUAGAUCUGAAGACUUCUAUUUGUACAACAGUUAUUGGCCCUGAAACAGAUGGGGAUGGUGUGAUACAGUUCCAGCUAAAUGAACCAGGUGGUCUUUGUGUAUCACUGGAUAAAGUUUAUAUAGCUGAUACAAAUAACCAUCAAAUCAGAGUUCUAGAUCUCAAAACACAGUCUAUAUCUAAUCUUCCUGUUAUAUUCUCACAAGAUGAGACUGACUCAAGACCGAAACAGCAAAUCAAGCUUAAAGGACAGAUUGAAGAUAUGAAAUGCUUAGUGCUGCCAUCUAUUGGUGACCUUACGUUCACUUUAGAGAUAUCUUUACCUGAGGGAUCACAUCUGACAGAAGAUUCUCCAUCAAGAUGGGUUUUGUUAUCAGAGAAGAAUGGGCAAUAUACUGAAGAAUUCAGAGGAGAAAUUACAAGUGUAGAAAAUUCAGAAAUAUGUACUGUUUCUGUAAAUGAAGAUCUCAGUAUAUUAUACUGUCAGUGUAAGGUCUUACAUUGUGGAGUAGAUAAUGUAUGUAAAAUGUCACAGAAAACUUUCAAACAAGUUGUCAUCAUAGAUCCACAGUCAUUGACAUCAAGGAGAAACAGUCAUAUACAUUUCAGUGUUUGAAAUUACAGAAAACAAAUUACAAGUAACACAAGUAAAUGAAAAAUUAUACUUGGGAAAACACUUUUCUUUGUAUCAGUUUUUUUUUUAAACCACCUCUGUGGCAUCUUGGUAGUAUGCCUGCCUGGAGAGUAAGAGGUUGUGGAUUUGAUCUACAGCCAGGUCAAACCAAACACUUGAAAAUUGGUAUUUGCUGAUUCUCUGCUUACCACCCAUUAUUUAGGUGUAAGAGCUAUUAAAUAUUGGCCUUGAGUCAGACAAAUGUGUCCAGGUUUUGCGACAUGUAUUCCUGUGUACUGUUACAUUGUGAACUAGCUUGAUCAAACUCCUGCUCAAAGUGUUGGUUUAGUACAAAGCAGGACUCAUAUUCAUAUCACAUUAAAAUGUUCUCAAAAUUAAUAUGCAUUUAAUUUGCCACUGGAUCCUAAAUUACCAUCCAAUAUCAUCAUCUUAAUUAAGAAUAUGUAUUUUGUUGGGAAAUUUUGGUAGUUUGAGGGAAAUACGAAAUUGAUAUUCCAUUAACAAUAAUGCAGUAAGUAAAUAUGUUAUUUUUAUACGACCGCAAAAAAUUUUUGUGGUCGUAUAUUGGUAUGACAGCGUCGUCGUCGUCCUAAGACACAUUGGUUUUCGCACUCUAACUUAAGUUUUAGUCAAUGGAUCUCUAUGAAAUUUUACCAUAAUAUUCAAUACCACAAAAGGAAGGUUUGGAUUGAUUUUGGGGGUUAUUGUACCAACAGUUAAGGAAUUAGGGGCCAAAAAGGGGCCAAAAAUGAGCAUUUUUGUAACUUCCAGACAUAACUUGUGUGUUAGUGUAUGGAUCUCUCUGACAUUGUACCACAAGGUUUCAUAUCACGAAGGGAAUGCUGGGAUUGAUUUUGGGGGUAAUUGCGUCAAAAUAUUAGGAAUUAGGGGCCAAAAAAGGGGCAAAAAACAAGCAUUUUUCUAGUUUCAUGACAAUAACUUGUGUGUAAGUGUAUGGAUCUUUCUGAAAUUGUACUACAAGGUUCCAUAUCACAAAGGGAAAGCUGGGUUUGAGUUUGGUGGUAAUUGCCCUAAACAUUUAGGAAUUUGGGGCCAAAAAACGCAUGUUUCUAGUUUCCAGACAAUAACUUGUGUUCAAGUGUAUGGAUCUCUCUGAAAUUGUACUGCAGGUACCAUACCACAAAGGGAAGGCUGGGAGUGAGUUUGGGGGUGAUGAAUCAUAAGGGGGUUCAAAAAAUUUGGGGGGGGAUUUUUUUUUCUUUUAAAAUUUUCCAUUUUAAAUUGGUUAUUUCUGAUUUAUAUAUAAAAGCAAAUAAUAAUGAUAUGGUUUGAAUAGGUAAAAUGAAAAUUUUUAAGUUCUUAGACCACAUUCAUUCUGUGUCAGAAACCUGUGCUGUGUCAAAUAUUUAAUCACAAUCCAAAUUCAGUGCUGUAUCAAGCUUGAAUGUUGUGUCCAUACUUGCCCCAACUGUUCAUGGUUCGACCUCUGCAGUCGUAUCAAGCUGUGCCCAGCAUAGCAUUUUAUUAUCAAUAAGUAUGCUUUUAGGUCUUCACUUUAUGAUACCGCAGAAGUUAAGUGGUUGUCACAGAUCCAAACAUUAUCAUUAACUGUUCCCAUUUUAGAAACUGAUAUUAUAGGUAUGUAAAAGACACAGUAAAACAAUCGUCUGUUAUUCGUUAUAAAAAAAGAAGUAGAGAUACCAAAGGGUGAAUUAAAACUAAUAAAAUUUGUAAGGGUUCCGCGGAACCCAGUGUCUCGCCUACCUUUUCUGUUAAUCGCAAGCUCAAAAAAAAUGAGGAAGUAAAUCAAUAAAAAUAUUCCUCUUGAUACUAUCUUUUGAUUGUAAGAAGCUUCUGUCCAAGUUUGGUAAAAAUCCAGGAUAGUUUAUGAAUCUAAUAAAUGUUUAAAAACUUUAACUGCAGACUGAAUGUAAUGUUAACUGGAAGAAAACAAAAUUUCCUUCUAGAUACUAGCAUUUGAUCAUAAACAAGCUUCAGUCCAAGUUUGGUACAAAUCCAAAAUAGUAUAAGAAAGUUAUAACAAUUUUAAAAACUUUAACCACAGAGUGAAUGUGUUGUUUCCUGGCAGAAAAUCUAAGUCCAUUUAAAAGUAAAAUACGGAAAAAAUGGAUUUAUUUUUUUACAAAAUUUCCUUCUAGAUACUAGCUUUUGAUCAUAAACAAGCUUCUGUCCAAGUUUGGUACAAAUCCAAAAUAGUAUAAGAAAGUUAUUAAAAUUUUAAAAACUUUAACCACAGAGUGAAUGUGUUAUUUCCUGGCAGAAAAUCUAAGUCCAUUUAAAAGUAAAAUAAGGAAAAAAUGGAUUUAUUUUUUUACAAAAUUUACUUCUGGAUACUAUCUUAUGAUCAUAAACAAGCUUCUGUCUCAGUUUGGUACAAACCCAGGAUAGUUUAAGAAAGUUAUUAAAAUUUUAAAAACUUUAACCACAGAGUGAAUGUAAUAUUUCCCGGCAGAAAAACUAAGUCCAUAUAUAAGUAAAAUACGGAAAAAAUGGAAUUUUAUUUUUACAAAAUUUACUUCUGGAUACUAUCUUAUGAUCAUAAACAAGCUUCUGUCCAAGUUUGGUAGAAAUCCAGGAUAGUUUAUGAAAGUUAUUAAAAUUUUAAAAACUUUAACCACAGAGUGAAUAAUUGUGGACGCAGCCGAUGACAACGCCGACGGAAUGUAGGAUCGCUAUGUCUCGCCUUUUCGACUAAAGUCGAAGGCUUGACAAAAAUGAGAUAAACAGACCAAUUCAUGGCAAAAAACAAGCCUAUAAAACACUACAUGAAAACUAAAGACUAAGCAACACUAACCGGGGAUGAUAUCAAGUUCUCAGUCUCAACUUGUGUGACUUUUUUCUGUUAGUUUGCUUAGCCACUGCUUUUCCAACUUAACUCAUUUUGAAGAAGAAAUGUAUAUUGUUACAAAAUUCUUUAACUAAUAACCAGUGCUUUUGAAGGAGUGUGAAAUUGUAGAGAUCUUUUAAAAAUACAUUAAUUAAGUUUUUAAUUAUCUAUUUUUAACAACACAUGUUUUAGUUGUUAUAGUCUUUUAAUAUAUUUUGUUAUGAAUAUAAUUAAGUUUGAAUGUAACUUUGUAACUAUGGAUAUAAGGAGGAGAUAGGAAAACGGUCAGGUAGACAGCAACCCCAACAUUACAAUACUGUUAACCAACUAAUUUUCACAAGCAAUUUAUUAUUUUGCAACUUUGACAAAUAUAAAUCGUCAUGAAUAUGUUAACCUUCGAUCUUUUCUUAAAUAUAUACAUCAAGAAAAUUAGAAAAUCUGAAAAAUAUAUAGCUGUGAAGUUGAAUAGAUAUGGCUAAACACAAAAAUAAGUUGAUUUACAGUAUUAUACAGGCAAGAAGUUCUACACGUGAUCAUUUGUUUAAUUAUUGAAAGAAGAAAAUAUGUAUUCAAGGAUUGCUGAAAUUUACAAUAUUUUAUAACAUUGAUAUGAAUAUAUAAAGCUGCCUAAAACAUGUAUUCAAGGAUUGCUGAAAUUUACAAUAUUUUAUAACAUUGAUAUGAAUAUAUAUAAAGCUGCCUAAAUGUUGUGUUUACUUACUGUGAUAAGGAUGUAUUUUAUAUUUUUAUUAAAUGGAUCAGGUGCUA